GAUUGCCAACGGCAGGGUACAGUGAAUAAAAAGGAGAUUGUACGCGUACCAGCUGCUAGCGAAACGUGCUUUGGUGGGAGGAUUUUUUUUGAUUUAAAGAAAUAUUUGGGAAGGUUGUUGGAAUCCUAAACAAUAUGGCUCCAGCCUGCAAACCGGGAUCUGGCAGGGAUGAAGGAGACUUUUAUGCAAUCAAAGAAGAUCGGAAGACUCGCAAGCCAUUGAUCGAGAAGAAGAGGCGAGCCCGCAUUAACGAGAGCUUGCAAGAAUUAAGACUGAUCUUGGCGGAUACGGAACUGCAGUCGAAAAUGGAGAAUGCGGAGGUGCUGGAGAUGACGGUGAAACGAGUCCAAAACAUACUUUGCAACAGGAAUAUUGAAAAGGACAGGUUUAACGAGGAAGCGAAUGAGAGGUUUGCCGCUGGCUACAUUCAGUGCAUGCACGAGGUCCACACUUUCGUUUCAAACUGUCCGGGGAUUGACUCUGCUGUGGCUGCCGAUUUACUGAAUCACCUACUGGAGUCUAUGCCGUUGAGCGAAGAUCACUUUCAGGAUUUACUGGGUGAAUUAAUGGCUGAAACUAGCCCCAGUAUGUGGCCUGGGCCUGACGACGUAUGCCUCGUAUUGGCGUCCCCCACAGGUAGAGACCAGCUCAGCUCCUCCGCACCGUCUCCUGUAUCCACUGCCUCCAGCGAGGAUGUGUACUCCGAUGUCGACGACGCGGAUUCGACUCCUGCGGGGCAGAACCCCUUGUUGCCAGAGAAAGUAGAUAACUGUAGAACAGAAAACGCCUCCCCUGCAAUAUACUCAAAGUCUGUUUGGAGGCCGUGGUAAUUGAACGGACCAGGACCGAACAGAAGUAACAAAGCUGCCUUGUUUGGGGAUGGACAUUGGUUUUCCGUUUUGGAGCCAGUAGCUUGUCAUCACUGCCUUUAAUGAACAAUAUUGACCCGAUAGCAAAUGCAGUAAUAUGAUAUGAACGAGGAGAUAUGCUUAAAGAAACGGAACAAAAAUAGCAUUGGGAGUAAUACAAUUGGCCAAUACCCUAUGUUAAGCUUAGCUGUGUUAGAUACUAUCAUGAAUUUCUAAUUGCGUCUCUGGGUAAAGAGGUAUUCGGGUUUCUUAGUAACAGAAAAGUGAAAGCGCUUCUACAAAGCACAACAUUUAACUUUUUUUUACAAGGUUGAGGGGAAAUAAAAUCGUGCACACAUGAUUAAACAUGUAAACAUUCUAAUUCUAGUGGUUUACAAAGGUUAUAAUCCCUUAAAGGGAUUGUUUUGGAGUUAGUUUUUACUGGUAACAGGGUCCACAGUAUCUACCUUCAGUGAAGGAAGACUGAAUUAGAAUUGUGCAGAAAAACAAGGUUAGGUGUAUAUGUACUUAUUGAUGCUAGGAAUCUGUCUUUUGGAAACUUGUGUACUGGUUCCCCGAUGCUUCUGUCCACAGUUACAUUUGAAAUGUUCUGCUAGCACAUUAAUGUAUUCUUUUUUAAUUGUGUGUGUGUAUAUUUGUCAGUAAUGUAAGUUUGACUAUUCUUGUUUUGUCUUUUUUAAAAUAAACUUUUACCACUUUUAAAUGACUGUCUACUGAAUUACACUGACGUUCCAUAAAUGUCAGAGGUCUGAUACUACUUUACAGUUUAUGUAAAUGAUGUAUUCAAAAAGGUUCCAAGGUGUUUCACACAGCAUUAGUGAGCAACAUUUGACUGCUGCCUCUGAGGGCAUUGUUCAGCUAAUGACCAAACAUCUUGGCUAGAGGAGUAAGUGUUAAUAAGUAUCUUUAGGGAUAUGGUGAAGUUGGGGAGGGAAUUCCAGAGUUGAUUUGGCCAAGUUAGUGGAGCUAUACCUUGCAAUUGUGCAUUCUUUACAGCAUGUAUUAAUGAAAAUCUAUCUUUGAAAGAACAAUGGAAUUUUUCAUGGUUCUCAGACCAGAGUCAUUGCCACACUGGAGUCAUUGUAUAAUACCAUGGUAUGUGUAUAAAUGAUGGAAAUAGUUUUAUAUAUGUUUUAACAAGGUAGCCAUUCAUAUUUUACCGGCUGUAACAUAACUAAAAGCAAUUCAGGACCUGCAUAUGUAGUAGAUUCUAAGAUCUGCUAUAAAUGAGUCCUUCAAGAACUUGAUGCUUAUUCAAAAGAAGCUAGUGUCCAAAAUGGGGAAAUAAUAGAAAUGUAAUGUCAUUCAGACUAGUAAAUUGUAAAAACCUGUUACUUGAAUUAGCUGCGAUUUAUAUUUGAAACAAACACUGCAGUUAAUUUGUGUGUGAGUGUACACUAACAGGAUACAGUUAAAUUUUUACUUUAGUCUCCAUUCAAAGGUUUGCUUUUCCAUGGUCAAAAAAUUAGUGUCAGCUCUGAAAUCUGGCCCUAAUCUCACUAGUAUAUUCAGUAAAAUUUACCAAUGUCAACUUUAUCCUAGAGAUCAUAUCAUAUUUAAAAAUUAUUUAAAAGCAAAGCUGUACUUCAAAGGUUUUGGGAAGUUUUGUUUAAAUUUCAAAAGAACAUUUCAUUGGUUGUAAAGCACUUGGGAAGGCCAUGAAUACAAAUUCACUUCCUGGAUUACUGAUAAAAUUUGUGUUAAGUGUUCUGUGUAUUUGAAUGUUCAGUGAAAAUAAAGA
Messenger RNA from Mobula hypostoma (lesser devil ray), 2610 nucleotides. RefSeq names its product transcription cofactor HES-6-like. Lineage: Eukaryota; Metazoa; Chordata; Chondrichthyes; Myliobatiformes; Myliobatidae. Gene Ontology annotation, molecular function: DNA-binding transcription factor activity, RNA polymerase II-specific; RNA polymerase II cis-regulatory region sequence-specific DNA binding; protein dimerization activity. Gene Ontology annotation, cellular component: nucleus. The transcript is spliced from 4 exons. Gene Ontology annotation, biological process: regulation of transcription by RNA polymerase II; regulation of neurogenesis; anterior/posterior pattern specification. The record is from RefSeq and is a predicted model, not a curated record. Bases 135 to 830 code for a protein of 231 amino acids.